ACAGGGCUGAGCUCUUGUAAGGGGAAUUUAUCUGUCUGAGGCAGUUUACACUUACGCCUCACUACGCAAAGAAGCUUCGUCUUGGACAGACGUACCUUUACACUGUGUUAUUCUGUUUUAAAAAAGAAAGAUAAAGAGACUAAUUUCAGGAUGAAACUGAUUCUUCUUCUCCUUAUAUCCUGCCUCGCCUUACAUAACGGACAGGGAGCGCCACGGAAGGCUGUGUAUAAGUUUGUUAGAUGUAACCCCGAAGGUGACCAGGCCAACUGCGUGACCCAACAAAGUCCUGAGAUGCCAUGGAGUCCAGAUCUACCGGCUAAACUUCCUGCAUCUACUGCACAGUACCUAGAGGCAGAACCUGUGGAAGAUGAGAGUCCACUCUGGGAAGAGGACGAGUGGGAAAAAGACCCAGAAGAGGAGGAAACACCUAUGAAGAGUGAGGACGGAGAGUCACCUGACAGGUACCAAAAUGAGCAAGGCUCGGGUGAAUAUGAAAGUUCUGGGACAGAAGACCGGUACAUUGCAGACGGGCCCAAAACCACUGAAGGGGACGCAGGCUCUGGCGAAUCCUUGACAGACACUGUUUCGUACGAAGAAAUGGUGAGAAGCAUGAGGAAAUUGUUCCCAAAUGGUGAGGCGAAACCCACAGAGCAGGACCUCAAAGAAGACCACCUUCUAAAGCUGUAGAUCCACACGCAAGGCUAACGUCUAUUUUCACUCCCCAUCUAGCCAGAUAACAAAGCUGAAAUUACAUCACCACCUUGUGGAAACAUUUGGUCACACAGAGGCAAAUUAUAUAUUUAGGAUUUUUGAUGGGAUUGUUUAAAACUAUUUUUCAGGUGCAAAUAACACUGGUGAUAUUGUGAAAUCAGAUACUGAAGGAAAUAACGGGUUAGCCUAAAAUUUAUUUAGCCUACGCUGCCAAUGUCCAGAAAUUGUGCUUCCUUGUGGAAAACAAGAUUUUAACAUGCUUUAUAAUUUAUAUAACAUAUGCUUUAAAAUCAUGGCAAUACCAGUGCAAUAACAUGUUGCCUAUGUCUAUGCAUUGCUCACUUUGUGCAACUCCAAUCGUUUUUGGAGAUAUUUACAGGCUACACAAGGAUCUGUUUAUCUUAUUUGAGCAACUUCUGUCAAAUUUUUUACACUUUGCACUUAAGCAGGACAGUGCAACACAUUCUGGUUACAAGGCUGGAUAAGAAACAAACCCCCCAGAAAAGGGUUCACUUUGUCUUAAAUAAUAUGAGGCAAAUUAUGUACAAUCCAUUUAGAUGCAUUCAAUUAUAAACUGUAUAUGAUUUAAAUUUACUCCUCAUUGCCUUGAUGUGCAUUUGAAAUACUUAUCAAUAAAGGAUUUAUGUCA
Molecule: messenger RNA, 1360 nt
Organism: Melanotaenia boesemani (Boeseman's rainbowfish)
Lineage: Eukaryota; Metazoa; Chordata; Actinopteri; Atheriniformes; Melanotaeniidae
Gene: srgn
Product: serglycin
Exons: 4
Coding region: 151-687 (178 amino acids)
Source: RefSeq, a predicted model, not a curated record